This is a messenger RNA of Penicillium malachiteum, 1491 nucleotides long. RefSeq names its product cytochrome P450. The record is from RefSeq and is a predicted model, not a curated record. The transcript has 5 exons. Gene Ontology annotation, molecular function: iron ion binding; heme binding; monooxygenase activity. The coding region runs from base 1 to 1491 and encodes 496 amino acids. Lineage: Eukaryota; Fungi; Ascomycota; Eurotiomycetes; Eurotiales; Aspergillaceae.
AUGACUGCGUUGGUCAACAUUAAAUCCGCCUUUGGGGCUGCGAUCUCUUCAAUAAUCAUCUACAUUGUCACCAAAAUCAUUUACAAUGUCUACUUCCAUCCAUUGAGUCGAUUCCCUGGCCCAACAUCUCAUGCGAUUUCGCGGAUACCAUACUUCCGUCGCGCAAUACGCGGUACCCUCCCGUUUGACAUGUUAGAAUUGCAUGAAAGAUACGGAGAUAUCGUGCGUAUUGCACCAGAAGAGCUGGCAUUUUCACAUCCAGACGCAUGGAAGGAUAUAUUCGGCCAUAAAAAUGGAGAGCCCGAAAUGGCCAAAGCUAACUGGUUCUACCGGCCGACCGAGGAACCUUGUCACAUUGUCAAUGGGGACACUGAUGAGCAUAGAAAAUUACGACGGCAGAUGGCACAUGGGUUCUCCGACAAGAGUAUGAGAGCUCAAGAGCCUAUGAUCAGGAAAUACGUUGACCUGCUGCUCCAAAAGUUGCAUGAAGGCUGUAAAGAUGGCAGUAUGGUGAUAUCAGAUUGGUAUAACUUUACUACAUUCGAUAUCAUCGGAGAUCUUGCAUUUGGUGAGCCUUUCGGAUGCUUGGAAGGCUGUAAUUACAAUGAAUGGAUCAGCGGUAUCUUUCAGGGAGCCCACUUGGGCUCGAUCUUACAGGCCUUAUCGUUUGUUCCGUGGCUGAAGACUGCACUUUUGGCAAUGAUUCCAGCAUCAAUGAAAGAGGCUCACCAGAAGCAUAAAGAUCUUACAAGAGCCAAAAUGCUUCGUCGAGUUGCCGCUACAGAAGAACGACCAGAUCUUAUUGAGGGAUUGCUCAAGAAAAAAGAUGAGCUGAACCUCGGUGUUGAGAAGCUCGUUUCAAAUGCCGAGAUUUUAAUCAUUGGAGGCUCCGAGACAACAGCAUCUCUCUUGAGUGGAGUGACAUUUCUGCUCCUAACUCAUCCUGAAGCUUACCAAAAGUUGAAAGAUGAAGUCCAUUCGACAUUUCAGAGUCAAGAAGAGAUCAACUUGAUUAGUGUUAACACCCUUACAUACAUGCUGGCUUGUCUUGAUGAAGCCAUGCGCAUGUAUCCUCCAAUUGCUAAUGGCCUACCUAGAGUGUGUCCAAAGGGUGGAUCUCGGGUCUUGGGCCAAUACCUACCAGAGAAUACCAAUGUCUCCAUCCACCAAUGGGCGUUGUAUCGCCGUGAGAAAUAUUUCAAAGAUCCCAAUGCAUAUCAUCCAGAGCGCUUUCUGGGGGAUCCAGAGUUUGUCAACGAUUGUCGAGAUGUGUUCCAACCUUUUCAUACUGGUCCACGAAACUGCUUGGGAAGAAAUCUUGCAUACAGUGAGAUGCGUCUGAUUCUCGCGCUCAUUGUCUUCAACUUUGAUAUGAAGAUAUCAGAGGAAAGCCAAGAUUGGAUGAAUCAAAAAAAUUUCCUCAUGUGGGAGAAGGGUCCUUUAAAGGUUCAUCUGACGCCAAGAGAGAUUCAGACUCAGAGUUCAAGUUAA